CCCACUACUACAAUCUUAUAACCCCACUUCUAAAGUUGCAAACUUCUCUCCUCUCUCUUUUGUCUCUCUGCAAAGAUAGCAUACAAUAUUUAGAGAGAAAGUUCCCUUUUUUGUUUUUCUCCAAAGCAAAACUUGGUUGUUAACACACCAUAGAGAAAUCAUAGCCAAAUUUACACUACCAAGAAUCAUGGGGGGUGGAGAAGGUGCAGUUGGUGUGAGAGCUCUCAAUGAAGAUGAUGUUGUGAAGCAUGAUGAAGGAAACAAAUGGCCACCAUGGCUGAGGCCAAUUCUCCAAACAAGCUUCUUUGUUCAAUGCAAAGUCCACUCAGAUUCCCACAAAAGUGAAUGCAAUAUGUAUUGCUUGGACUGUAUGAAUGGAGCACUUUGCUCAGCAUGUCUUGCCUCUCACAAAGAACACAGAGCUAUUCAGAUAAGAAGGUCUUCAUACCAUGAUGUGAUAAGGGUAUCCGAGAUACAGAAAUUUGUAGACAUAACAGGGGUCCAGACUUACAUUAUAAACAGUGCCAAGAUUGUGUUCUUGAAUGAAAGGCCUCAACCUAGGCCAGGCAAAGGGGUCACCAAUACCUGUCAGGUCUGUGAGCGCAGCCUUCUUGAUUCCUUCAGCUUCUGCUCUCUUGGUUGUAAGGUAGUUGGAACCUCCAAGGAGUUCCAGAAAAAGAAUAAGUUAGUUGAGACAUAUGGUUCUGAUGGCGAAGGAUCAAUUAGUGGCAUUAGUAAUGGAAGUGCCAGAAACAGAAUCCAUAGCUUUACACCGUCAACACCACCAUCAAUAAUGGUAAGUUACAGAAGUGCUAAGAGGAGAAAGGGAGUACCACAUAGAGCUCCAAUGGGUGGAGGAAUUAUUAUAGAAUACUAAUGUUAUAGGUAUGGCGACAUUAAAGGGUAAUUUUCGUCACUUAACAAACAAUACGAUAAACGCUAUCAACACUUACUUUAACGAUAUAUUUUCAACACUUUUCUUUAUUGAUCAAAAUCAAUAUAGGAUCCGCUAAAUUAGACGAGUCUCCGUCUCAAUUUGACAGAACCGACAUGGAUUUCAAUCAAUGAGAAAAAUUAGUGUUUGAAAAGUAAUAUUAAAGUAAGUAUUAGAUAGAAUUCCACCCACUUGCAUCAAGUGGCAAUCUGGCAUCUUUAGAUACAUGUUUUUUUUAUAUUUUACGAAGUUACAAUACCUGAGCCUGUUCACUGAAGCCGGUGUUGGAAAUUACAGCUCUAUCUUGUAUAUAGAAUAAGAGGAAAAUUCCAUAGAGAACAAGAAUAAUGAUAAAGGGAAAACAUAGGUUAAAAAUCAAAUAUUUAUAGAAUAGUGGGAGUGCUUUGUGCUGGUAUAAGCUAGAAUAGCAAUGAUAUGUGUUGGUAUCAGAUGCGGAAUGUGCAGUGGUUUGUAAAAUGUUGUAAGAUUAGACAAUAAAAGUGUUUAUCAUGAUUAUUAAAA
Molecule: messenger RNA, 1456 nt
Organism: Lotus japonicus
Lineage: Eukaryota; Viridiplantae; Streptophyta; Magnoliopsida; Fabales; Fabaceae
Product: protein RGF1 INDUCIBLE TRANSCRIPTION FACTOR 1-like
Exons: 4
Coding region: 188-877 (229 amino acids)
Source: RefSeq, a predicted model, not a curated record